Molecule: messenger RNA, 4248 nt
Organism: Schistosoma mattheei
Lineage: Eukaryota; Metazoa; Platyhelminthes; Trematoda; Strigeidida; Schistosomatidae
Source: the annotation of a GenBank genome assembly
AUGAACAGUAUUUUAUCUGGUCAUUGGAAUUCUUUAUUUAAUACAAGACAUUUGAAAUCAUUUAAAUCAGGUCCUACAAAGACAUCAACUACAACUACUGGUUUUACACCCACUUCUAAUGUGCAGCUUAUCUCGGAAUCUGAAAGUGUAAAACGUCUAAGAAGAAGCAUUCUAGAUCCACGUUCAUAUCAAUCCUUGAGUUUUCUUGCAAUAUUAUUUACAACAAAAUGUAUUUUGCGACCAGAACCAUGUGUUCCACCUUUGAUAGCUACAGUGGAAUUUUACGGUUCAAAUGAUUUGCCGUUAGGAUUAUUUUUGGAGAAAUUUUGUUUCAUGCAACAACAUUGCCGUAAUCCACUUUGUAAUGUAGUUAUGGCUGAUCAUAUUCAAAGAUUUAUUCAAACUUCAGGAUCAGUACAACUUAUGAUUCGUAAAUUGAUUCAAGAUCCACCUCGAUCAGAAGUCUUAUCAGAUAUACCAAAUAUAAGUAGUAAUGAUGCAAAAUAUCGUCGCCAUUGUCGUAUACAAAUGUGGUUAUUCUGUCCAAUAUGUCGUAUUAAUUCACCUAUUAAAUAUAUGUCUGCUGAUACUUGGCAUUUGUCUUUUGUAAAAUUUCUUGACUUAAUAAUAAAUAGUUCUGAUAAUUGGGCUUAUUGUGGUCUAUUGAAUAAAAACUCGGAUGAUACAGUCAAUGAGGUGAACACAACUGAUGCGUCUAAUGAACCAUCACUUAAUUCAGUAAGACAUGGAAUCGACAGUCAAACUAUGAGUCCAAUAUUACAAUUCCAGUGCCCACAUUCUGUUUAUAAAUCUUUAGAACAUUGCUUUGCUUUUGAUCGGAAAUUAGCUAUUUUUAAAUAUCAACCGGUCAAUGUUUAUGAGAUUGUUAUGCCUCCAAAUGAGAUUCGUGUGUUCCCGGUGAAAGUCAAUAAUUCAAAUCACAUGAACACAAAUGAUUUGGAAGAUGGUUACUGCACGGAUAGUACAGACCAUACUACCGCUACUGCUACUAAGUCUCAUAGUCAGUCAGCUCAUCACAAGUGGGGAUCAAAAGUUACUAACCUGCAGAAAACAUCUCACUUACCAAGUUAUCUGUACGCUGAAGCUUCCGACGUUUUAACAAAGUAUUACACUAUAAAUACUGUAAUUAAAUGUCAUAUUGCCAAUCAACAAAAUGAGAAAAUAUCUUGCGAACUGUCCGCUAUGCUCGAGGCCUAUCUAAAAGUUCUUGAAUGUGAUUCCACUCGUAUACUAAUGGAUGAAAGAUCAGAAAUUUUGGAUUUCAUUCUACAUCCAAGUGACAGCAGUCAAAAGGAAAGGUUUUCUAAUAAACAGUAUGUUGAAGACAUACCAGCGGGUAUAUCACAUAGUCUAGGCCCUCUUACAAAGCCUGUAGAAGAUGAUUCUGAAUCAAAUACCAUAGAAAAUGAAAGAUAUCCACACCUGAUAAACAAACGCCAACUACGGAUGAAAAACUCUUUUGUACGACUACAAUCCAGUCACGUUGAAACCGCUGAACAAAGAUGUGAUAUUUCGCAAAAUGAAACCAAAUGUCAUAAUUGGUUCAAACUAAUCUCUAGUUUAAACAGUGUUGAACAGGCCUUAAUUGUACAAAGAUUAAUUAAUGAAUUGAAACGUUGGAUGUAUCGAUUUAUUUCAGAUUGGAAUUUCAGAUUUAAUGAAUAUGAAUUAUUAAUGAAACGAAUUGAAAAAAAUAUACGCGACAAACGGAAAAAGCCGACAUUGUCGUAUAUUUCUACAACAGUUGCUAAUUCGUCUCUUCAUCCAUCACCGAAUCUCCUUUCUCCUUCAGUUCCUUCUCAAGUAACGGUUACAACUUCCGUAUCACAACCACCACCAAUAACAACACCAUUACCCGUUAGUAGUAUCAUAACUAGUUCAAAAAGUGCAAACAAUCUGCUAGAUUCUACAAAAUCAUUUGAACACAACAAUGAUAUGAUUACAAAUCUGUCUUCUUCCAAUCUACCCAUCGAAGUAUCAACAUCUCAAACUGUUUACUUUAAUUCUAUAGAUCAAAAUAUGGACAAAUUUUUAACUGGAAUCGAUUUAAGUAAUAACAUUUCAGUUAAUUCAAAAACACUAAAUAAUGUGUUAACAGUCAGUCAAUCAGAACUUCUAGUUCACUCCAUGAAAAAAGACAGUGAAAUGUACAAGUCUAUUGAAAACACUUCAAGACUUGAUUCUUUUAAGUCUGGUUUUAAUUCAUUUCAUGAUAGCAUUAACCAUGAUUCAAGCCAACAUACAGAAGAUAAUUAUGUUUCUGAUUUGUCUAAGAAUUUACCUAUCUUGGAUCCUUUAAAUUUAAAAGCUGUUUACCAACGGCGCGGUCCGGAAAUCUUUAAUACUGAAUCCUCUUCUCAAAAUCAAUCGAACAAAACUGAAUCUUUAACUCAUCCUAUCCAAAACGAAAUCUCAAUUACGAAUAAUUCUUCCUCUUCUGGUGUGCGUCGCUUUAUUCAUAACUUUUUACCAUCAGCUAUGGAUUUAAAAGUAUUUGGAGAACCGGUCCCACCUCACGAACAUCCUCAACUGACCAUAUGUGAUGAAAGUUGCAUUAACAUUUUAAAACGUAUUGAAACUACUCUCAAUAAAUCAAAUGAAAUCAAAAUGAACAGUUGUGAUUAUAGUCGAUUGUCUGAGUCUCUCUGUCAGUUAUUGCUUGCACAUCCAGAUGUUUAUGUUAAUGAUCGAGAAUUUACUUCAAUUAUAGCUUUUGCUUUAACUACACGAGAAUACGAAAGAAAGUUAGUGGAUUUACAUUUUACCCUUCAAGGCUCACUGCAGCACAGUUCUGAUAUUCAGCUAGGUCAACCUGCUCUUUCUAAUUUUAAGGAUAAUGAGUCAGCUGUUACAACCGAGAAUAUAUUUGGUGCAAAAUGUAUUGGUGAAAAAGAAAGACUAAACAUUCUGUAUGAUGACACUUCCCUAUCGAAUCCAACUGAUGAUGGUUCUUCCAAAAAGUCAGAAACAUCACAAGAAUGUAAUAGAAUACCAUCUUCACCAAAUGUAAGUGAAUUGCGUGAUCAAAAACCGCCUACACAUACUCAUAAUAUAUCUGCCAGUUCUCAUACUACUUCAUUAUCAACAUCUACAACUGACAAAUCCAAUGGGUCUCGAAGUCGUCAUAUUAAAAUACAGUUUUCGGAUAGUUCAACUACUUUCUUCUGUUGUGUGUACUAUGCCUCUGAAUUUUUCCGUUUACGUCAACUUAUAAUGCCUAAUGGAGAUCUGUCUUUCAUACAUUCUUUAUCACGAUGCUAUCAAUGGGAUGCACGUGGUGGUAAAUCAGGUUCCUUAUUCAUGAAAACUCGAGAUGAACGAUUUGUAAUUAAAGAACUAUCUUCAAUUGAAAUGAAAACAUUUCAUGAAAUCUCUCAGGAUUAUUUCGAUUAUCUGAUUACUGCAGCGCUUGAACAACGUCUUUGUGUUUUAUCAAGAAUACUAGGCAUUUUUCAUGUUGGAUUUAAAAAUUCUGCAUCAGGUGAAGCCCAUCGAUUCGAUGUACUUGUAAUGGAAAAUUUAUAUUAUGGACGUACUCAACUGGCAUAUAUUUAUGACUUGAAAGGCUCACUACGUAAACGACUGGUAGAUGAAUCCUUCAAUAAUAUCAACAAUAAUGGAGUUAAUGCAAACUCUAAUACUAUGCCUACAGACCUAGCACAAACAACUGAUGAAAGUACAACUAAUUCCGGUGUUGCAUCGUACCACUCGUUUACAUGCAAUCAGUCAACAACAGUAUCAGAUAGUGGUUUGACUUCAGAGACAACUAGAGUUAAACAUAAUGUACCGGUUCUUCUGGAUCAGAAUUUACUAAAUGCUUCAAUAGAUAAUCCGUUGUAUUUAAGAGUUCAUUCAAAGAAUGCUCUUUCACAUUGUCUAAAUAUGGAUACUGCAUUUUUAGCGAAUCUAUUUAUUAUGGAUUAUUCUCUAUUAGUUGGUGUUGAUACAACAACUAAUCAACUUAUUAUUGGUCUAAUUGAUUAUCUACGUAAAUUUACACUAGAUAAACGUUUAGAAAUGAUUAUUAAACAAACAAUAACUAGUGCACAAGGUCCAAUGCCAACUAUAUUAACACCAGAUUUAUAUCGUGAACGUUUUCUUUAUCAAUUGCAUAGUUAUUUUCCAUUAUUACCGGAUCAAUGGUAUGAUAGUUUAGCUGAACAUACUGAAAAUUGGCGUGUGUCAUCAGUUCAACGUAAAUCACUAUCAGUGAAUAAGACAAAGUGA